Molecule: messenger RNA, 2048 nt
Organism: Blepharisma stoltei
Lineage: Eukaryota; Ciliophora; Heterotrichea; Heterotrichida; Blepharismidae
Source: the annotation of a GenBank genome assembly
AUGAAUUUUGCUUUCUUUCUUUUUAUUGCUACUCAAAUCAUUCAAAGGUCAGAAAGCAAAAUGCUAAAUGUCACAAUAAAAUGCCCAGUUUUCAAUUUAAGAAAGCGAAUAUCAAUAUUGCAAGAUGGUUGAUAUUUGCCUUGGCUUAACUCGGACACAAAGACUUCAACCACAAAAAUAUUCACAGAUCACAACUUCAUUUAUGAUAUCCUCAAACCUUAUCUCCCAGAAAAUGAAUAUUGCGACAUUUGAGAGCCAGACCAGUUUAAAAUGAUGAAUCCUUCAGCAAUAUGACUAAAUGAUAAACAAAUGUUUUUGGCUGUUGCUAGAAUCAAUGUUAACAAAAAUAAGAGUUUUUUAUAUUCAAGCUGAUAUGAUUCUAAUUGAAAUGAAGUGAUAACAGAAGAUUUUGUAGGGAAUACAUCAGUACCUGGAAUUUUGCCGAUUGAGAUUCCAAGUUUGUAUUUACUUAACGCAGGGCCUGAAGACCCAAGGAUUUUUUGAGCUUUUAAGAAUCAGCUAUUUGUAGCAUUUAAUAUGUAUGAUUAUGAUGAAAGGAGAAAAAUGGGACUAAUAUGAAAAAAGUGAAGCAUACUUUUUUAUUGUAAACAGUGUAAAAAGUUCAUAGCAAAAGAAAAAAUGCCUAGAGAUCACUAGUGCCAACGACGAAAAAAUAGUUGUUGCCGAUUCUAGUUAGGGAAUUUAUCCAUAGCUGGAACUCUAGUCACUCAACCACAGCAUUCAAGUCCCAAACAUGUAUACUCCAAGGUUCCGAUAUAGCAUUGAGAAUCAGGCCGAAAGCCGGAGGAGAACUAUCUCUAGUGGAAAUGCGUACAUACUCAGGGAGGUUCGCUAGCAGCUGAACGAGUCUUCUACGAAGAUUGGGGUGAGACGUAAAAGGAGUUAGAGCCCUAAUCUAUAAUGAAUGUUAAUGUUUAUACAGCACUUUUUUAAUAAGAUUUUUGAGUGAAAAAAAUUAAUAAGAUAAAUUCAAUAAUGCAUUCAUUUUACCAUUCUGAAUUUGCUAUUAUAUUUUAGUUAAUAGGCAAAAACAAAAACUUGGAUUUUAUUUUAUUUCCUGUUUUCUUUAUUUAUUAUUAUACCUCUUCUUUUGCUAUGCUUUUUUUAAAAUUUUCAGUCAUUUUGACGAUUUGCAGUGCAGCUAUAAAAAAGCACACUGUACUUUUUUCAUCUUCACCCGAAAAAUGUGGGUUUAUAAUUUUAACACAACUGAAUUUUAUCCAUUUUCUAUCCUAGAGCAUAUGCUUAGAGGCUAUUAUGGGGAAAAAAAUUGGACUCCACUUAUUGUAGAUGAUGAGCAUUUGUAUUUUGUAUAUAAUUAUAAAGAUUUUCAAUUAAUUGAUUGUGCGGAAAAAGGAAAAAAUUGUUUAUGAAUUAAUGGAGUUUGGGAUCGAGUCCCUGAAGGGUUGAAAGGUGGAUCCCCAUAUAUGCAAUAUAAAAAUACUAGCUAUUAUGUAAAUUUAGGCUAUUCUCACGUAUUUGUAUCUCAAAACAACAUUACCUGCGAAAUAUAUCGCCCUUGUCUUACGUUAGUUAGAAAGAAUGAGGAUGCACCUUUUUUGGAAUUAAUAUAUGCCUUUCAAUAGUGCAUUGAUAUUAUAUUUAAAUGCCCAUUUUAUAUUAUUUUACCGUUUAUAAUCCAUUGAGUUAUUCCAGGUAAAUCAUACACAAGUGAGCCAAUGGAUUUCGCAAACCAAUUGUUUUUAAAGCCAUUAACAAGAUAUGCUUCUGUCGAUGAAAUAGAUAUUUGUGGAGAUGCGAGAAUUAUGAUGGCGCUGUCAAUAGCGCGAUGAGACUAUGAAAAUGAUAUUGUUGAUAUGACGAUUAAUAUAAAUGAUACGAUUCCACUAGCUUUAAAAGUGUCUGGCGUUGGCGAUGUUAUAGACGAAGUAAUUAUGUGAGAUGGUUUAGGAAAGCUCCCUAAAGAAAAUAAUUGUGCUGAAAGGUUGUUAUUUUUAGAAUUUGGCACAGUACAGCCUGCAAAACGCCAACUUAACAAAAGAAAGAGAAGGCCUCGUAAUGACUAA